AUGUACUUUUUUAUGAUUAUUCAAACUGGCUCUUCUUUUAUUAUGGCCUAUAAUUUAUGCAUAAAUAAAGAUUUCCACAAUAAAAAAUUUAUGCUAAAUUCGUAUAAUACUCUUGUAAUAGCUGGUGCCAGUGGCUCAGGAAAGUCUACAAUCGUACGACACUUACUGCAUAGAUACCCCUGCAAGUUCACUAUUUCUGUGUCAUACACUACCAGAGUGCCUAGAGAAAAAGAAAGAGACGGGAAAGACUACUUUUUCAUAACGCGUGAUAAGUUUAUGGACAAGAUAAAGAAUAAUGAGUUUAUUGAGUAUGCCGAGUAUGCUGGGAAUUAUUAUGGGACUGGCAUAGAAUAUAAAACCCCGCAAACAGGAAAGAUUCUUCUGUUAGAAAUAGAAAAGAAUGGCGUGAAAAGUAUAAAAGAGUCUGGAGUUAAAGCAGCAUACGUGUAUAUAUAUGCACCCGAAUCUAUUUUACAUGAAAGAAUUUCUCAAAGAGCUUUAAUAACCCAAGACGAGCUAAGCAAGCGCCUCAUGAAGGCAAAAGAAGAGAAUAUAUAUGGGCACAGCAGCGAGUUUGAUAAAGUAAUUGAUAAUACAAAUCUUAAUGAUGCAAUUAAUGAAAUUGAAAGCUUUUUAAAGUCCACAUUUGGUCUUAACUAGAAAUUAUUUAAGGCCUAUUAUUUUCUAAAUACAUUUUCAUGUAUUUUGAAUAAGAAAACCCCCAAUUUUUUUGAAGUGUUGUAUUUGGUACUCUGCUUCUGUAAUUUGAAUAUAGAGCAAUUAAGCUGUCUUAUAAAAUAAGUAUUUGCAAGUCUACAACUAAUAAUUAUAGUUAGUUGCUAAUAAACCGAUA
Nematocida parisii ERTm1 is the source of this 853-nucleotide messenger RNA. RefSeq lists its product as uncharacterized. The transcript has a single exon. Gene Ontology annotation, molecular function: GMP kinase activity. Gene Ontology annotation, cellular component: cytosol. Gene Ontology annotation, biological process: purine nucleotide metabolic process. NCBI's taxonomy places the organism in Eukaryota, Fungi, Microsporidia. Bases 1 to 660 code for a protein of 219 amino acids. The record is from RefSeq and is a predicted model, not a curated record.